GUGGCUGUUCCGGGAUGGCCUUCUGCCCGAAAACACCUUCAUCGUGGGCUACGCCCGCUCCCGCCUCACAGUGGCUGACAUCCGCAAACAGAGUGAGCCCUUCUUCAAGGCCACCCCAGAGGAGAAGCUCAAGCUGGAGGACUUCUUUGCCCGCAACUCCUAUGUGGCUGGCCAGUACGAUGAGGCAGCCUCCUACCAGCGCCUCAACAGCCACAUGAAUGCCCUCCACCUGGGGUCACAGGCCAACCGCCUCUUCUACCUGGCGUUGCCCCCCACCGUCUACGAGGCUGUCACCAAGAACAUUCACGAGUCCUGCAUGAGUCAGAUAGGCUGGAACCGCAUCAUUGUGGAGAAGCCCUUCGGGAGGGACCUGCAGAGCUCCGACAGGCUGUCCAACCACAUCUCCUCCCUGUUCCGCGAGGACCAGAUCUACCGCAUCGACCACUACCUGGGCAAGGAGAUGGUGCAAAACCUCAUGGUGCUGAGAUUUGCCAACAGGAUCUUCGGCCCCAUCUGGAACCGGGACAACAUCGCCUGCGUGAUCCUCACCUUCAAGGAGCCCUUUGGCACUGAGGGUCGUGGGGGCUAUUUCGAUGAAUUUGGGAUCAUCCGGGACGUGAUGCAGAACCACCUCCUGCAGAUGCUGUGUCUGGUGGCCAUGGAGAAGCCCGCCUCCACCAACUCGGAUGACGUCCGUGAUGAGAAGGUCAAGGUGUUGAAAUGUAUCUCAGAGGUGCAGGCCAACAAUGUGGUCCUGGGCCAGUACGUGGGGAACCCCGAUGGAGAGGGCGAGGCCACCAAAGGGUACCUGGACGACCCCACGGUGCCCCACGGGUCCACUACCGCCACUUUUGCAGCCGUCGUCCUCUAUGUGGAGAAUGAAAGGUGGGAUGGAGUGCCCUUCAUCCUGCGCUGUGGCAAGGCCCUGAACGAGCGCAAGGCUGAGGUGAGGCUGCAGUUCCAUGAUGUGGCCGGUGACAUCUUCCACCAGCAGUGCAAACGCAACGAGCUGGUGAUCCGCGUGCAGCCCAAUGAGGCUGUGUACACCAAGAUGAUGACCAAGAAGCCAGGCAUGUUUUUCAACCCCGAGGAGUCGGAGCUGGACCUGACCUACGGCAACAGAUACAAGAACGUGAAGCUCCCUGACGCCUACGAGCGCCUCAUCCUGGACGUCUUCUGCGGGAGCCAGAUGCACUUCGUGCGCAGCGACGAGCUCCGGGAGGCCUGGCGUAUUUUCACUCCACUGCUACACCAGAUUGAGCUGGAGAAGCCCAAGCCCAUCCCCUACCUUUAUGGCAGCCGAGGCCCCAUGGAGGCAGAUGAGCUGAUGAAGAGAGUGGGUUUCCAGUAUGAGGGCACCUACAAGUGGGUGAACCCCCACAAGCUCUGAGGCCUGGGCACCCACCUCCACCCUCGCCAUGGCCACCCUCCUUCCCGCCGCCCAACCCUGAGUCGGGAGGACUCUGGGACCAUUGGCCUCAGCUGCACAUUCCUGGCCCUGGGCUCCGGCCACCCUGGCCCGCCCCUCGCUGCUGCCACUACCCAAGCCCAGCUACAUUCCUCAGCUGCCAAGCACUCGAGACCAUCCUGGCCCCUCCAGACCCUGCCUGAGCCCAGGAGCUGAGCCACCUCCUGCGCUCACUCCAGCCCAACAGAAGGAAGGAGGAGGGUGCCCAUUCGUCUGUCCCAGAGCUUCUCGGUCACUGGGGCUCACUCCUGAGUGGGGCCUGGGGCAGGAGGGAGGGACGAGGGGGAGGAAAGGGGCGAGCGCCCACGUGAGAGAACCUGCCAGCCUCAGUGCCACUUGACAUUCCUCGUCACCAGCAACAUCUUGAGCCCCUGGAUGUCCCCUGUCCCACCAACUCUGCACUCCGUGGCCACCCUGUGCCACCCAUAGGCAGCCUCCCUGUUACAAGAAAAGCAGAAGCAGCAGCUGGGACUCCUCCCAACCUCAAUCCCCUGCCAUUAAAUCCGCAAACAGCC
Molecule: messenger RNA, 1983 nt
Organism: Macaca mulatta (Rhesus monkey)
Lineage: Eukaryota; Metazoa; Chordata; Mammalia; Primates; Cercopithecidae
Gene: G6PD
Product: glucose-6-phosphate dehydrogenase
Biological process (GO): pentose-phosphate shunt, oxidative branch; glucose metabolic process
Cellular component (GO): cytosol
Molecular function (GO): glucose-6-phosphate dehydrogenase activity; NADP binding
Source: RefSeq, marked provisional